Molecule: messenger RNA, 1909 nt
Organism: Manihot esculenta (cassava)
Lineage: Eukaryota; Viridiplantae; Streptophyta; Magnoliopsida; Malpighiales; Euphorbiaceae
Product: SUN domain-containing protein 1
Exons: 2
Coding region: 281-1699 (472 amino acids)
Biological process (GO): nuclear envelope organization
Cellular component (GO): nuclear envelope
Molecular function (GO): protein-membrane adaptor activity
Source: RefSeq, a predicted model, not a curated record
UAAUAAUAAUUCUCCCGAACGGAAUAACGGUGACUUCAGGCUCUUUUCCUUCUCCUGGUUCAAAAGAACAAAGCGCUCCAAACGUCGCAUCGGUAUUCCGGUCUCUGCUUGUCUUGCAACUAUCACAAAGUUAUCUAUUCAGAUCUCUCCUCUCAUCUCCUUCCAUUGUUCCUCGCCCUCUUUACUACAAGGGUUUCUUGAUUUCCCUGUCAUUUUCUUUUUAAAUUAGGUUUCUUUUUUCUUUACACCUUAAAUCCCAAUUGAUUUGAUCGCAAAAGCCAUGUCUGCUUCGACGGUGUCGAUCACUGCGAACCCUGCGGCUCGGCGGAGACCAGUCGUCAUUGGUGAGAAGAAGACCAACAAUAUUGAUUUUUUACCCACUGAAGCACAAAUUAAUGGUGGAGAUCUUGCUAUGAACAAUGUUAUAGGCAAUGAUAAACUUGCGGCCUCUCACAGCAAGGAUGUAAGCCAUCAUUCCAUUCGGGGUGAGGCGGUUCUGGAAAGAUCCUCGAAAGAUUUGGCCCAAGUUAAGAAGAACAACGCCUUGGCACAUUCCACCGUUUCACCUCGUAGGACACGUAAAGUGGUCGGCAAGCCCGAGAAGCCGCGGUGGCAAACGGUGUUACGUAUUUUCACCAAGAAUUUUGUGCUGCUGCUCGUUUUAGUAGGGUUGGUGCAGAUGGUUAGGAGGUUGGCUUUGAAAUCAGGGGAUUCUUCUCUGUCGGGGACACAGUUGGGAUUAUCGGAAUUUGAGGCCCGAAUUGCGGAGGUUGAAUCGUUUCUGAAGACAACUGUGAAAAUGAUUCAGGUUCAAGUGGAGGUUGUCGAUGCGAAGAUGGAAAAUGAGGCUGAAGGGCUAAGAAGGGAAAUGGACAAGAAGAUUGACGCCAAAGGUAUAUUUUGGGAGAGUGAGUUAAAGCAAUUAGUAGCCAGACAUGACGCACUGGACAAGUCAUUAGGUGAGUUAAAAGCUGUGGACUGGUUGUCCAAGGAGGACUUCAAAAAGUUCUAUGAGGAGUUGAAGAAGGGACAAGGCAGUGUGCUUGGUGAAAGUAAUCUCAGUUUGGAUGAUAUUAGAGCAUAUGCGAGGGAGAUAGUGGGGAGGGAAAUUGAGAAGCAUGCGGCAGAUGGGCUGGGAAGGGUGGACUAUGCGCUGGCAUCUGGUGGCGCUAUGGUAGUGAAACACUCAGACCCGUAUAUUGUUGGGAAGGGUAGCAACUGGUUCUUGAUGAGUAGCCGAAGUGGUAUUCAUCCUGAUGCGGUUAAGAUGUUGAAACCGAGCUUUGGAGAGCCUGGGCAGUGCUUUCCACUCAAAGGAAGUAGAGGGUUUGUUCAAAUUAGGCUUCGAACAGCUAUCCUUCCUGAGGCUGUUACUCUGGAACAUGUUGCUAAGAGUGUUGCUUAUGACCGGUCAAGUGCUCCAAAAGACUGUCGGGUGUCUGGAUGGCUGCAGGGGGAUGAUGUUGAUCAUGCAAUUGAUAGUGAGAAGAUGUUUCUUUUAACUGAAUUCACGUAUGACCUUGAAAAGAGCAAUGCUCAGACGUUUGGUGUGCUGGACUCAGCAGCCUCUGGCAUUGUUGACACUGUGAGGCUGGACUUUUUAUCCAACCAUGGGAGCUCCUCCCAUACUUGCAUUUAUCGCUUGAGGGUGCACGGUUUUGAACCUGAUUCUGUUUCAAUGGUGACAAUGGAGUCUUAAAAUACCAUCUCUUGUAACUUUUCUUUUCUUUUUUUUCUUUUUUUUCUUUUUUCAAAUUUGUUUGUUUAAAUUUGUCAGUUCAUCGAGUAUUUGUGUUAGAUUGUUAGGUUGCACUUGAAUGGAUGUAGACAGUCUUUGUAUUUCUUGGUCAAUUGUGUACUGUAGACAGUUGUAUUCUUCGUAUUAGAUCGAUUUCGAGUUUACUGUGCC